Molecule: messenger RNA, 1207 nt
Organism: Armigeres subalbatus
Lineage: Eukaryota; Metazoa; Arthropoda; Insecta; Diptera; Culicidae
Exons: 4
Coding region: 392-1129 (245 amino acids)
Source: RefSeq, a predicted model, not a curated record
GGUUCGAUCAGAUUGAACAAGUUCGGCGAAAUCUAAUAUCUCUACAUACGUCAAGAACAAAGACGAGAUGCAGUAACAUUUGAUUUUCAACCGAUCUAAGAUGAAGAAGCAAAUAUCAAACAAAGCGGCAGGAUAGUUCUGUUCGUUCUAUUGCUGGUGAUAAAAUGUUGAACUUCGGAAUUGUACUGUUAUGACCCAUAAUGACGUAGGUUAGUACGACGGAACAGGACUACGAAAGCGACAAUAAUGUUCUUUCGGGGUAAUAAACGCACAGCUUUAAUGACAUAAUAGAGUCAACGUGAAUGUAUAAAAGAAUUCCUCUGAGAUCAUAUUUGCAACACUUUGUGCCAACAUCUCUAGUUAGUAGAACCGCGAAAAGCUUACAGCUAAAAUGAACCGACUUGUAUUUGUGCUGCUGUUUGGAUUAAGUGCCGUUAGUUGCUAUCUACCUCCCACUAUAAAUGUCUGCAAUCGAAAUGAUCCCAAUUUGGAAAAGUGUAUGCUGAACGUUGUGGAGAAAAUGCGAUCGAACAUCGUAUCCGGAGACUACGGGAAUGGUACUAAACUUCCCAGCUUGGAUCCUCUGUUCAUGGAUCGGUUAGAUAUCGAUGAUGGAGAAAAUUUACGGGCCACCUACUUGGACACGGUCAUAACUGGUGCCAGAAAUUUCCACGUGGACAAGUUACACGUCAACACCGAGAGCAAGACCAUCAACCUGCUGAUCACUUUGGAUAAUCUUAGGCUAAAAGGGAAAUAUAAUAUCAAUAUGAGAAUUGGCUUGCUAUUGAUUGAUGGUGAUGGCGAUUCGGUUCUAGAUCUGACUGACGUGAAACUUCUGGUCAAAAUUAACUACUUCUUCGUUGAAAAUAGCAACGGACGAAAAACGAUGCAAUUCCACCCGAUGGACGUGAAGAUUAAGUAUGCCGGUACUGCCAAGUUCAACAUGACAAACCUGUUGAAGGGUAGGCCACAGCUCGAGCAGGCCGCCAAUGAUGCCAUUAACGAAGCUCCCGAAUUGAUAAUGGAUCGAACAAAAGCACCGGUCGAGCAGUUCUUCUCCAAACUUUUCACCACGAUCGCGAACGGACUGAUGAAGGAAGCCGAUGAGAACGAAGCGUUUCCACUGUGAUAGAUGAAUAUAAAUUGCGGAAAAGAAAUCAGCCUAACAAAUGUUUGUUUUCCUGAAAUCGUCAAUAAAAAUGGAAGA